Acanthamoeba castellanii str. Neff is the source of this 549-nucleotide messenger RNA. Its product is annotated as guanine nucleotide exchange factor, putative. Bases 1 to 549 code for a protein of 182 amino acids. The transcript has 5 exons. NCBI's taxonomy places the organism in Eukaryota, Discosea, Longamoebia, Acanthamoebidae. The record is from RefSeq and is a predicted model, not a curated record.
AUGGAUCCCCUCACAUUGAAGAAGCGAGGCUCCCUCCAACGAACUACACGUCAGGCCGUGCGAAAGGAUCGCACUUUCUCUAGCCGGUCAGGAGCUGCCAUUGGCGCACACAGCGGCGAGCGCAACUCCAUUGUUAUCUACGGCCAGAAGAAGGACGGGCGUCGCUCCAUUAGGGCAGGCACGCUGGAAUCUCUGGUGGAGCUCUUGGCCGAGGACGAGCUGGCAGAUCCAGACUACGUGGAAACCUUCAUUGCUACCCAUAACUACUUCAUAGACUCCCAAUCUUUCAUGAGCCGACUGAUGGCCCGAUUCUACGAUGGCGACGACGCACGAGUAGUCGAGGUGUUCGAAAAGUGGAUUAACUGCUAUGGCAGCGAAGACUUCAGUGAGGAGAACCAACUCCUCUUCAACAUGUUCCUCGGCGACCUCGACAGCAAAGGCCUACAGCCGAUUACGACCAAGCUACGGCAGAUGAUACGGGAACAACAGAUCAUCGCCGACAAACGAAAAAACAGGAGGAAGAGGAUGCUGCGAGGGAAGCGGUGGUAA